AUGGCAUCGACCUACACCCCCGAAGAAAUCAAAAAAGCCCAUGAAAUCCUCUACAAUGAAGGCAUCAAAAUGCGUAACCAAGUGGCCGGGAAAGCAUACGUAGACAAGUCCCUCGCAAACGCAACACCUUUUUCCCAAGCCAUGCAAGAAUACGUCUCAGAAUCCUGCUGGGGAUCGAUAUGGACUCGUCCAAAUCUGCCCUUGAAAACCCGAUCGUUCCUCAACAUCGCCAUGCUCUGUAACCAGAACCGCGGGUCGGAAUUGGCUACUCAUGUCAAAGGUGCAUUGAACAAUGGAGCCACGGAGGAGGAGAUUAGAGAAGUGAUUUUGCAAGCGGCGUGCUAUUGUGGAAUGCCGGCGGGGAUUGAAGGCUUCCGAGUUGCAGGGAAGGCGUUGGAGGAGUGGUAUGCGGAGAAUGGAAAAAAAUGA
Messenger RNA from Ramularia collo-cygni, 429 nucleotides. RefSeq lists its product as uncharacterized. NCBI's taxonomy places the organism in Eukaryota, Fungi, Ascomycota, Dothideomycetes, Mycosphaerellales, Mycosphaerellaceae. Gene Ontology annotation, molecular function: peroxiredoxin activity. The record is from RefSeq and is a predicted model, not a curated record. The transcript has 2 exons. The coding region runs from base 1 to 429 and encodes 142 amino acids.